Molecule: messenger RNA, 1361 nt
Organism: Pseudopipra pipra
Lineage: Eukaryota; Metazoa; Chordata; Aves; Passeriformes; Pipridae
Gene: AKR7A2
Product: aldo-keto reductase family 7 member A2
Exons: 7
Coding region: 16-1020 (334 amino acids)
Source: RefSeq, a predicted model, not a curated record
CCCCGCGCACGCGCAAUGGCGGUGCGGGCGAUGGCGGCCAUGGCGGCGGGGCGAGCGCGGCCCGCGGUGGUGCUGGGCACGAUGGAGAUGGGCCGGCGGGCAGGGCCCGAGGCGAGCGCGGAGCUGCUCCGCGCCUUUCUGCGUCGCCGCUACCGCCUCCUUGACACUGCCUUCAUGUACGCGGGCGGAGAGUCCGAGCGCAUCCUGGGUGCGCUGCUGGCGGGAGGCACCGAGCCCGUGGAAGUGGCCACCAAGGCCAACCCCUGGGAUGGGAAGACGCUGAAGCCGGAGAGUGUGCGCUCCCAGCUGGACACAUCCCUGGAGAGGCUGAAGAGGACAAGUGUGGAGCUCUUCUACCUCCACGCUCCUGACCACGGGACUCCUGUGGAGGAGACGCUGCGCGCCUGCAACGAGCUGCACAAAGAAGGAAAGUUUAAAGAACUUGGUCUGUCAAACUAUGCAGCAUGGGAAGUGGCAGAAAUCUGCACCAUCUGCAAGUACAACAACUGGGUGAUGCCAACUGUGUACCAGGGUAUGUACAACGCGACCACCCGCCAGGUGGAGGUUGAGCUCUUCCCCUGCCUGAGGCACUUUGGGCUGCGGUUCUACGCCUACAACCCCCUGGCAGGAGGGCUCCUGACCGGCAAGUACAAGUACGAGGACAAAGACACGUGCCAGCCUGCUGGGAGAUUUUUUGGGAACGACUGGGCUCAGGCCUACAGGGACAGGUACUGGAAAAAACACAAUUUUGAGGGAAUUGCCCUAGUGGAAAAGGCUCUGAAAGAGGCUUAUGGCUCCAACUCACCCAGCCUGGCCUCAGCUGCACUGCGCUGGCUCUACAACCACUCCAAACUGCAGGGUUCUCUUGGAGAUGCAGUGAUCAUCGGGAUGUCCAACAUGGAGCAGCUAGAGCAGAACCUUAACUACAGCGAGGAGGGUCCCCUGCUCCCAGCCGUGGUGGAGGCGUUUGAUGCAGCCUGGAACAUGAAUGCCCACGACUGCCCCAACUACUUCCGUUAGGGAUUGGAGCAGGGACGGAACGCCGGCAGCGUGGGGUGCUUCCAGAGCCCUGUGCUCUGUUCUCCACCGGAGAGGUACUGCCCACCCUGCCCUUUGAGCCAUGAGCAAAUGGGUUGAGAUUUCUCCUGAAUUAAUGAAGCUUUCUAGGAUCCACAGCUGCUGUUGUGCUGGGCUGUGCCUUGGUCAUUCCUCCCUCCCAGCCCUCCAGGUCCCCAGAGCACCGUAAUUAAAGCUGCAGUUAAUCAGGAAAGUGAACACAUUAAUGGGGUGAAAACCCCAGUUCUGCUUUAAUGUGAAAUCUUAAAUAAUUACGUACAAGAAUAAAACCUCUUUCUAACACA